Molecule: messenger RNA, 1050 nt
Organism: Daphnia carinata
Lineage: Eukaryota; Metazoa; Arthropoda; Branchiopoda; Diplostraca; Daphniidae
Gene: Use1
Product: vesicle transport protein USE1-like
Exons: 4
Coding region: 105-926 (273 amino acids)
Biological process (GO): retrograde vesicle-mediated transport, Golgi to endoplasmic reticulum
Cellular component (GO): endoplasmic reticulum; SNARE complex
Molecular function (GO): SNAP receptor activity
Source: RefSeq, a predicted model, not a curated record
AAUUCGUCGAGUGUCAAAUCUCCAUUCGGCAUUUUUAUAUUUUUGUGUCAGCAUAUUAUAGAAAUCUGAAGAAACAGUAGAUUAAUCCACUAACCACGAAGAAAAUGACACGAACUCGCUUGGAAACAAACUUCAUCCGCCUCUUGGAGCAAUGUAAAACAAUUGCCAACAAUGGGAAACAUACAGAAUGGAGAUUUGAGAAGUAUAUCACAACCCUUGAAGAGCAGCUGACAGAAUUAAAGAAAUCCCCAAUGCAACCACAAAAGGAUGUUCUGGAUGACUACACAAAAUCAGUUGCAUUUUUGAAAGGUCUUACAAUUACAGAAAAACUGCCUUCUGUUACAGACAAAGUUGUGGCUUCCCAGUUUCUGUCCCCUUGCUCCUCCCCAUAUGGGGACACAGUUUCAAAAGAAAUUCGGCAUAAGGUAUCUGCCCAGUAUAGCAAUCAAGUAAGGGAUGAGUUGUUGACCAAUAAACAACCUCCAACAAAUGAAAGUAUUUCAGUUGAAAAAAAUCAAGAAUUUGAGAACCCUGCAUCAACGUUAAGGCAAAGGAAAACAGAAUUGUUGAGCACCAUCAAACCGAAUGCCACUUCUACUCAUACACAAGAUUUUGAAGGAGUUAUUAGUAGUGAACAGCAAACACAGGAGGAAAUCACAAAAAAUUUACUUUCCAUGGCUAAAACCAUGAAAGAACAAACAAUGGCAGCAAAUUCAAUCAUUAGGCAAGACUUAAUCACACUUGAAAAAUCUAAUGCGCUAGCUGAAGAAAACCAGGUCAACCUCCACACUCAAACACAGAAGCUUCAAGAGAGAAGUGGAUUCUGCACCCGUUGCUGGGUCUGGUUGUUCUUGUUGCUUGUCUGCAUGUCUUUCAUAGCUAUGAUUGUCUUUAUGCGGAUGUUUAAGAAGAAGAAGACGUCCUAAGCAAAGGCCACAAAUAAUGGUAACAAAAUUUUACCCUAAUAAGUUUCUGUCUGUAUGAUGAAAACUGAGGUUCUUAUAAAAAUAUGUGAUGCACAUUUCUUGCUUUCACAUUGUUAACUUAUAC